Exophiala bonariae is the source of this 984-nucleotide messenger RNA. RefSeq lists its product as uncharacterized. Gene Ontology annotation, molecular function: 2-dehydropantoate 2-reductase activity. NCBI's taxonomy places the organism in Eukaryota, Fungi, Ascomycota, Eurotiomycetes, Chaetothyriales, Herpotrichiellaceae. Gene Ontology annotation, cellular component: cytoplasm. Bases 1 to 984 code for a protein of 327 amino acids. The record is from RefSeq and is a predicted model, not a curated record. Gene Ontology annotation, biological process: pantothenate biosynthetic process. The transcript has a single exon.
AUGGUCAAUAUUUUAAUCUUCGGAACUGGCAGUGUUGGCACAGUCUACGCCAUGAUUCUGCUCAAUGCUGGCGCCAACCUGACUUGUCUCUGUCGCUCCAAUCUGGAGGCAGCAAAGUCUCAUGGAUUUACCAUCAAAUCUUCCAUCUUUGGUGAGCAGAAAAUAUUUCCAACUGUGGUGGGUUCGAUCCAGGAGGUAGCCGAUGCGAAUUCAUCCUCGCCCUUCGACUUCGUUGUUGUCUCGACCAAGGCAACUUCUCAGUCUGCAGUGGCUGCUGUAACAUCAUUGCGGCCGCUUGUCAAGGCUCACUUCACCACCAUUGUGCUGAUUCAGAACGGUAUUGGCAUUGAGAAUUCCUUUCACGAUGCCUUCCCGGACAAUAGCAUCAUUUCUGGCGUUACUUACCUACCCACAUCCCGGAUUGGUCAAACCGUCUAUUCUCAUACGGAGACUCAGAUAUUACACCUGGGUCCAUUCCCUGCAGGGCGAGCAAGCGCUGCCGAGCGGCAACACACGGACGACUUUGCAGCGUUGAUUCGAGCUGGUGGCGGUCAUGCAUUGGUGCACACGGACGUUCAGGUCGAAAGGUGGAAGAAGCUGAUUGGCAACACGACCUGGAAUCCUAUUUGCGCUCUUUCGCGCUGCCGGGACCUUGAAUUUUUACAGUCAUCAGUUCUAGCGCCGGAUUUUGUCCGCAGGGUGAUGCUCGAAGUCGUGGCCGUGGCCAACGCCAUUGGUUACGGUGAGCAUAUUCAAUUGAGCGCUGUUGAGAGUCAGAUGCAACGCAGCGCAGCGCGCUCGUGGCCAGGCGUGGAACCUAGUAUGAUGUCUGAUAUGAGUCACACGCGAACGAUGGAGGUGGAAGCUAUUGUCGGGCAAGUGGUUCAGGUGGCCAAAGGAAAUGGCAUCGAUGUACCUAGGCUAGAAACACUAUACGUGCUUCUCAGCGGGCUUGAUUGGGCUCUUAAGUCGAAGAAGCAAUGA